This is a messenger RNA of Vombatus ursinus (common wombat), 1054 nucleotides long. Its product is annotated as glutathione S-transferase-like. The coding region runs from base 410 to 976 and encodes 188 amino acids. Gene Ontology annotation, biological process: xenobiotic metabolic process; glutathione metabolic process. Gene Ontology annotation, molecular function: glutathione transferase activity. The transcript has 6 exons. The record is from RefSeq and is a predicted model, not a curated record. Lineage: Eukaryota; Metazoa; Chordata; Mammalia; Diprotodontia; Vombatidae.
GACUUCCCCAGGCGGAAUAGGCAGAUGAGAGCAGUUUCUUCCAAAGGUCAUGAAGGCAACAGCCCUUAGAGCUUGGUCAGUCAUGGAAGACGCCAAGGUGAUCCACUGCAUCCUGGGCCAUUACCAGUCAUCCUGACUUUUAUCUUGUGUGGGGUUGAAGAUUGUCCAAUCUGCAAGGAAAAACCACUGAGGCAGAGCUCCUAGCCAACAGCACUUUACUAAAGGGUCCGUGGCUCCUUCCAAUGAAGUGGACCUCAGAUCUUCCUCAGAGCAACUCAAGACAUUAUUGGUCCUUUUCAAAAGUAGUGGAUGAAAAAACACAACAUUCUCUCUCUGCCCCAGGAAGUUUGAAGAAGUGCUUUUGGAAACAGCUGAAGAACUUCAGAAUUUAAUUAAGGGUGGGAAACUAAUGUAUGAACAAUUGCCAAUGGUUGAAAUUGAUGGAAUGAUGAUGGUACAAACCAGAGCCAUCCUAAGAUACAUAGCUGGAAAAUACAACUUGUAUGGGAAGGAUCUGAAGGAGCAAGUCCUUAUUGACAUGUAUGUGGAAGGAAUGAGAGAUCUGUAUGACAUAAUUAUGCUUUCCCCAUUGUCUUUGCCUGAAGACAAGGAGAAGAAUUUUAGCUUUAUCUCGGAGAAAGCCACGCAAAGAUUCUUCCCAGUGUAUGAGAAGGCAUUAAAAGACCAUGGGAAAAAUUACCUUGUUGGCAACCAGCUGAGCUGGGCAGAUAUCCAUCUACUUGAACUCAUCUUAAUGGUUGAAGAAUGCAAGUCUGAUGCUCUCUCGGCAUUCCCUAAACUGCAGGAGUUCAAAGCUAGAGUCAGCAAACUCCCCAGGAUUCAGAAAUUCCUUCAGCCUGGUAGUCCAAGAAGGCCACCCAUGGAUGAAGCAAGUCUUGAAGCUGCAAAGAAGAUAUUCAAGUUUGAAAAAGGCUUGCUUCUUAAAUAUUCGAGCACCAUAUUAGCUGAAUUCUAGUCAUGCUCACAAAAAAUACUAGGAUGUGCUCCUGCAGCAUUUCUAGUUUCAGUAACUAAUAAAUAUGAUGCCUCCUUA